UGCGAUAUUUUCAUUUACAAAUUCUGAGCCACUUGCACCAACUCCGGUUAAUUUAACCGACUAACUCAACGGAAUCGAUCAAUCGCAUUAGCCAAUUAGCUAAACUGAUCAAUGCAAUUGAUCGAUUCCGUCGAGUUAACCAGUCGGUUAAGUUAAUCGGAGUUUUGUUGCAAGUGGUCCUCUGACUGUCAAUUAUAUAUGCGUUAUUUUACUAAUGGCUCCAUCCGUAAUGCAUAAUCAUAAAUAUGAAUUUGAACGAUAACUUUAUCGGUAAAUUAAAAUUUAGCUACUCUAUCUUUCGGCACAUUGUUUUUGACAUAAAUUUAUCCGUCAAGAGAAACUAAUUUCUGGUUAUAAUGCGUAUAGUUCUCAUACACCGAGGUAUUCAAUGCUGAAAAGAACCGCGUAAUUAAAAAGUGUUUAGUCAUGAUAAAAAAAAUUAAUUUUCACGUCGUCGCGUAGUGACGCAAGCAGAUAGAUUUUGUUGCGAAGUAUUCAUGCAAAAAAGAACAUUCGACAUUCUUGUCCGUGUCUCUUCUUAAUGAAAGAUUCAUUUGGUAUCAGCGUGAGUACUUUAUAGUCUUCGCAUAAUAAAUAACGAUUAAGAAAGCGAAUUAUUCAUUAUUCGUCGGUUUAUGCGAUGUCGAGACCUUGCAUAUCGUGUGCGACAAACAAAAAGUUAUCAGUAUGUAAUACAUCACCGAUAUUUGCGCAUGGGAAAUCCUUUCAUUGGUCUUAUCGCGUUUAAUUCAAUCUGUACUUAGGAGAGGCUGGACUUUAUCAUUUCUUUUUUUUUCUCGUAUUCAGUAUUGAGUGAAAUUAAUCGACGCGAUGAUCAAAGCGUUGGAAAGUCUUGAUCGAAAUCUAUUCGGCGAAUUCCGGUUACGUACACGCGUUGACUUGCCAAUCAGUUGCGAAUGAACUGCCGAGGCGGAAGGUUGUUUCGAGCUGAUCCAACAACUAUUUCGACAGAUUUACAAUUAUCUUAACGCCAACGUCGCGAAAGGGCUUUUGCAAAUCAUGCCGUGUCCAUUCCUUACCCGUUUGCCCGCAAACUACGUACGCAAUUACGGACCGUCAGUGAUAAUGAACUACCGGCAGCAUUGCCCGGUAAUGUCGAAAUUGUUUAGUACAAUGACCGUCGAGCCCCAGCCAAUGCCAGAGUGCAUGGAGAGCCAAUGUCCAUUCUUGUCGAAAAAACCGGACGCUGUGAAGGAGGCCAGCUCGGCAGUGAAGGAAGAUAUCAUCAGUCUGGGUUCCACGGAAGAGCGGAAGGAGGGGGCGCAAUUCCCGUACGAGGAGUUCUUCCACGAGCAGAUCAUGCGGAAGAAGAGGGACCAUUCGUACAGGGUGUUCAAGAAGGUGAACCGUCUGGCUGAAAACUUUCCAGGUGCCAUGGAGUAUUCAUGGGGCGAGAAACCCAUCACCGUGUGGUGUUCCAACGAUUAUUUAGGCAUGUCGCGUCACCCUUCGGUGACUAAUGCGGUGCGCAAGGCUUUGGACAGGUUCGGCGCCGGGGCCGGGGGCACGAGGAACAUCUCCGGCAACUCCAUGGGCCACGAAAUGUUGGAGAAGCGGCUGGCGAAGCUGCACCAGAAGGAUGCCGGGCUACUCUUCACCUCUUGCUUCGUUGCCAACGACUCCACCUUGUUCACUCUAGCGAAAAUUCUACCGGGCUGCCACAUAUUCUCCGACGCCGGAAAUCACGCGUCCAUGAUACAGGGUAUCAGGAACAGCGGCGUGCCGAAGCACAUCUUCCGGCACAACGACGCGCGGCACCUGGAGGAGCUUCUGUCGAAGGUGAACAAGAGCGUUCCGAAGAUCGUGGCGUUCGAGACGGUGCAUUCCAUGACCGGCGACAUCUGUCCGCUGGAGGAGAUGUGCGACGUCGCGCAUAAAUACGGCGCGAUCACGUUCGUCGACGAGGUCCACGCGGUCGGGCUGUACGGCUACUCCGGCGCCGGUAUCGGGGAAAGGGACUGGGUUCUACCCAAGAUGGAUAUCAUUUCGGGCACUUUGGGAAAAGCUUUCGGCAACGUGGGCGGUUACAUCGUUAGCUCGUCGAACCUGAUAGACAUGAUAAGGAGUUACGCAGCCGGCUUUAUUUUUACAACUUCGCUGCCGCCUACCGUGCUGUACGGAGCCUUGACAUCCGUCGAGAUUUUAGCAUCGAACGAAGGCAGAUCGUUGAGGGCGAGUCACCAGAAAAACGUGGCCUACAUGAAGUCUAUUAUUACUGCCGCUGGUCUUCCGUUAGAGCCGUCACCUUCGCACAUCAUUCCUAUAAAGAUAGGAGACCCGCUGCUAUGUAGCCAGAUAGCAGACCAUUUGUUAAGGGAUAAGGGACACUAUGUGCAAGCUAUAAAUUAUCCUACGGUUCCCAAGGGUGAGGAGAAGUUGCGAUUAGCACCGACUCCGAAGCAUACCGAGGCCAUGAUGGAUCAAUUUGUGCGAGACACGUUGGACGUUUUCCAUCGAUUAAAUGUAUCUAAGGUGGGGAUUAAGCAGGACCAAGAGCCACCACGCGCCAUUCUGGUUCAUUGACGAAUGUACAUGAAACUGCAAACAGUCGUCAACGUACAAACAUUAUUUACUCGUGUAAAGAUGUUUAUUUAUAUAGUUUGUUUUUAUCUGUGUUUUUUCGCCGGUAUUUUAAAUUACCGGUAUGAAUCCCACUAUAUAUAUUAUCCAAGUUAACUCAUUAAAAGAGGUUUAAAUAAAAUGUUAACUGAUAACCCAUCAGGCUCUCGUGUA
This is a messenger RNA of Dinoponera quadriceps, 2754 nucleotides long. RefSeq names its product 5-aminolevulinate synthase, erythroid-specific, mitochondrial (gene Alas). The transcript has 4 exons. The record is from RefSeq and is a predicted model, not a curated record. Gene Ontology annotation, molecular function: 5-aminolevulinate synthase activity; pyridoxal phosphate binding. Lineage: Eukaryota; Metazoa; Arthropoda; Insecta; Hymenoptera; Formicidae. Gene Ontology annotation, biological process: erythrocyte development; hemoglobin biosynthetic process; heme biosynthetic process. The coding region runs from base 1021 to 2544 and encodes 507 amino acids. Gene Ontology annotation, cellular component: mitochondrion; mitochondrial matrix.